Colletotrichum higginsianum IMI 349063 is the source of this 1569-nucleotide messenger RNA. RefSeq names its product Hexose transporter. The record is from RefSeq and is a predicted model, not a curated record. The coding region runs from base 1 to 1569 and encodes 522 amino acids. The transcript has 2 exons. NCBI's taxonomy places the organism in Eukaryota, Fungi, Ascomycota, Sordariomycetes, Glomerellales, Glomerellaceae. Gene Ontology annotation, biological process: transmembrane transport; carbohydrate transport. Gene Ontology annotation, cellular component: membrane. Gene Ontology annotation, molecular function: carbohydrate:proton symporter activity.
AUGGGUUCGAGGCUCUACUUCGGCCUCACGGGCAACGCCUUGAGCGUUCUUCAGAUCGCCCUCGUCGUCUGCCCGGCCUUCAUCCUCUUCGGAUACAACCAGGCCGGCCUCGGCGGCCUGCUCACCACUGAGGAUUGGGUCAAGACCUUCCCGGAGAUCGACACCGUCCACACCACCGGCGCUACCAAGAACGCCAACUCGACGCUGCAGGGCUUCGUCGUCGCCACAUUCACCAUCGGUGCCCUCUUCGGCUCCCUCUCCUGCUCCUGGUCCGGUAACGCCUUCGGCCGCCGUAAUGUCAUCUUCUUUGCCGGUGUCUGCACCCUCAUCGGCGAGAUCCUAGAGUGUGCCUCCUUCCACCUGGCACAGCUCAUCGUUGGCCGUCUCAUUGUCGGUUUCGGCAUUGGCCAGCUCAGCUCCAUCGUGCCCGUCUGGCAGAGUGAGACGUCCGGUGCCAAGAACCGCGGUCGCCAGGUUGUCCUCACUGGCCUCUUCACCUGUGUCGGUUACGUCUUGGAGAGCUGGAUCAACCUGGGCUUCUGGGAGCUCAAGACCGGCCCCGUCACAUGGCGCCCUCCCAUCGCCAUCGCCAUCGUCUUCUCCCUCGUCAUGAUGGGCAGCAUCUACCUCCUUCCCGAGUCGCCCCGCUGGCUCGUCAUGAAGGGUCGUUCGGAGCAGGCCCGCGGCAUCAUUGCCGCCUUCAGGGGACUGCCCGAGGAUUCCAUGGAGGUCAUGGCCGAGGUCGCCGGCAUCGAGCACUCGCUCGAGGAGACCACUCAGAACGCUGCCAAGCUCAGUGACAUGCUCAAGAUGGGCGACGACAAGCUUCUCUACCGCUUCGGCCUCUGCAUCAUGCUCCAGUUCUACCAGCAGAUGUCCGGGAGCAACCUCGUCUCCGUCUACGCCCCCAUCCUGUUCCAGCAGAACCUUGGCAUGGAGCCCGAGGCGUCCAAGGCCCUGGCUGGUGGCGCCCUCACCUGGAAGUUCCUCUCGUCCUUCCUGGCCUUCUUCGCCAUCGAUCGGUUCGGUCGCCGCGCCGUCUUCAUCUUCAGCGGCUUCGGCAUGUGUGCCUGCAUGACCUGCCUGGCCAUCACGACCUCGUUCCCCAAGGACAACCAGGCUGCCCAGAUCGCCGCCGGCUGCUUCAUCUACCUUUUCAACACCUUCGUCCCCAUCGGCUUCUUGGGCGCCAACUUCCUCUACUGCACUGAGAUCGCCCCCAUCCGUCUCCGCAUGGCCAUGUCUUCCAUCUCCACCGCCAACCACUGGCUCUGGAACUUUAUCGUCGUCAUGGUUACCCCUGUUGCCCUCAACACCAUCGGCUGGCAAUACUACAUCGUGUACGCCGUCAUCUCGGCCUGCAUCCCCGUCAGCGUCUACUUCCUCUUCCCCGAGACCAUGGGUCGCAACCUGGAGGAGAUUGAGAUGCUCUUCAAAGAGUCUCCUUCGGUCUUCGCCACGGUCAAGUUCGCCAAGAAUAGGCCAAUUGCCAUGCCCCAGGAGUUCGAGAGCGACAAGCCGAACCAGAAGGCCGACUACGUGGAGAAGGCCACUGACGACUCUGCCUGA